Messenger RNA from Lepus europaeus (European hare), 1299 nucleotides. RefSeq names its product amine sulfotransferase-like. Gene Ontology annotation, cellular component: cytoplasm. Gene Ontology annotation, biological process: sulfation. Lineage: Eukaryota; Metazoa; Chordata; Mammalia; Lagomorpha; Leporidae. The coding region runs from base 1 to 1299 and encodes 432 amino acids. Gene Ontology annotation, molecular function: sulfotransferase activity. The transcript has 9 exons. The record is from RefSeq and is a predicted model, not a curated record.
AUGGCGACAAUUGGACACACACAGACAUCUACACAUAUCCAUCCAUCGGCAGCUCAUCUACAUGUGCCUCAGUUGCUUUUAUGUGUUUACAGACAAAACUGGUCCAGAGCCAAAUGGUUACAUAACAGACUUGUGGGUAGCUAUUCAACAGGUGUACCUGCUAGUUACCAUGACAGCAGUUACCACAUAGAGACAGAGAUUAGGAACACAGAGAUAUCUGCAAUGGUGAUUGUAUUUUGGAAUAUCUGUAACAUCAGAACCGUGCCAGUGCAUGAACAUCACAAGACUGCUCUUCAAUCAUCCAAUCAAGAGAAUAGAUAUCUCACCCCGCAUCAACAUCUCAUAUCAGCAGCAAGUAGCCAGAGCAAAAAGGGUGCCUCAUUUAAUACUCAGAGAGUCUGGACUGAUGGAGUAAAACAAAAUAUGGACAAUCCAGGUACAAAUGUAGUCCAUUUUAAAGGCUUUAAUUUUGAAUCUACUCUGGAUAUGGACCUACUAGAAAAUGUAGACAACUUUGAAAUUAGAGAUGAUGAUGUUUUCAUAAUCACAUAUCCUAAAUCAGGUACCAUCUGGGCUCAGCAGAUACUAAGUUUGAUUUAUUUUGAGGGACAUCGUAACAGAAUGGAAAACUUGGAAACAGCUUUUAGAGUCCCUUUCUUUGAAUACUCUAGACGUCUAAUGGACAUUGAAAACAGACCAUCUCCACGACUCUUCACUUCCCAUCUUCCAUAUUAUUUAGCACCCAAAGGUCUGAAGAACAAAAAAGCUAAAGUUAUUUAUGUCUACAGAAAUCCAAAGGAUGUAUUGGUCUCUUAUUUUUAUUUUUCAAAUUGGUUAGAGACACACGAACCUACAGACACCAUAGGACAUUUCAUGGAAAAGUUUCUAGUUGGAGAAGUGGUUGGAAGCCUUUGGUUUGAUCAUAUCAGAGGCUGGUAUGAACACAAACAUGAUUUCAAUAUUCUGUUCAUGAUGUAUGAAGAUAUGAAGAAGGAUUUCAGAAGCUCUGUGCUUGAAAUCAGCAAAUUCCUUUCGAAAAAUCUGAGUGAACAGGAUGUGGAUGCUAUGGUUAAUCAGGCUACAUUUGAAAACAUGAAGUCUCUUCCACAAGCAAACUAUACUAAUACUAUAGAAAGAUAUGCUGGGAUGAGAUUCCAGGAAGGACAGUUCAUGCGCAAAGGUACAAUUGGAGAUUGGAAGCAUCAUUUGACUGUGAAGCAGAAUGAAAGAUUUGACAAAAUAUUCCAGACAAAGAUGAAAGAUUUUCCUUUGAAAUCUAUCUGGGAUAUAGAUGAGUAG